AUGCUGUGGGCUUUCAAAGGCAUUGUUGGGCUAUGUCUAUGUGUGGUGCAACUGUUCACGUUUGCACAUGGCGCUUUAAAUUAUUGUUCAUCUUCGAAUACAGCAUCUUCAGGUUCAACUUAUCAUGAUUUCCAAUCUAAUGGGUGGUGUGCUGACCACUGUAGGUUCAAAUAUAAGUGGGCUAUCAUCAGUGGAUACGAUUGUUGGUGCUCCAAUAACACACCGAACAGUGCAGUGGACCUGAGCCGAUGUGAUUUACCCUGUGCAGGAAUUAAUACUGAAAGCUGUGGGAGUGCUGAGGAGGGUUUAUAUGGGUACAUAUAUCUAGGGGCUGGAACCAUACCAGAUAUACCAUUAGUUUCAUCAGCAGAUAUAUCCACCAUAUCCCAAAGCAGCAGCCAAAGCUCCGGUACAUCCGAAGGCAUGAUAAGUACAAGUGUUUCACCCGCUACCUCAUCGACUGGCAGUUCUUCACCUCUCGCGGUUCAGAGCGCCACCAGCACCAGCACCAGCACCAGCACCAGCACCAGCACCAGCACCAGCACCAGCACCACCUUCACAGAAAAAACAAGCAGCGGCCUCGAAGGCAUCAUUAAAACGAUUGAAACUACUGCAGUCAUCAUGAGUACUCAACUGACCACGGAAACCGUAUCAGCUUCACCUACUUCAUCUACUAUAUUGAACUCAUCACCUUCCCUUAGUGCUUCAACUUCAUCAAGCAUAUCAUCUUUAUCAAGUGCAUCGAGUAUAUCAAGUACAUCAAGUACAUCAAGUACAUCAAGUACAUCAAGUACAUCAAGUACAUCAAGUACAUCAAGUACAUCAAGUACAUCAAGUACAUCAAGUACAUCAAGUACAUCAAGUACAUCAAGUACAUCGACUGCAUCAUCUAUAUCUUCCUCUUCAACCUCAUCAUUUUCACCAACCGCACAGGUAUCAUCAACCGCAUCAACUCAAGAAGCCUCUUCCUCCUUGUCAGACAGUAGAAUGGCCAUCUCCAACACUCCUGCAUCCACCACUAGUUACCAGGAGAUCACCUCGGUCAUCUACUCGCUCUACACAAUCACACAAACAGCCGCUACAGGAGGUAUACAAACAAAAGUAAUGACAUCUUUGGCCACAAUCACUGCUACAUCAAUCACCUACAUUUCCACAGCGGGCUCCACCAGCACAACAACCUCCUCCAUACUCAAUAAAACUACUCGUUCCGGGUUUUGGAACUCACCAGAAAAGAUACUGGGCGUAUUCGUACCAAUCGCCCUGUUUAUACUGCUAUUAAUUUUCAUAAUCGUCUGGAUGAUGGCACGGCGCAGGAGAAAGCAGCAUGCAAACGACCAGUUUCAACAGUUCCAGAGCGACGUCUCAUCCACCCGAAGUAUGCUAGUACGCCAUGAGGGAGCCGGCUUCGUUUACGCAGAUGAGAAGGGCAUCGAAUCUUCCCCAGGUACUGGUACAAACACUGGACGCAACUCGUCCGUCGUAGCUAGCUCUACAACCGUCCUCCCAGGCUCCGCAACUGUUGGCUCGACUUCCUUACCUGCUAGCAGAGACUCUAAGGUCGACGCCGUGGUCUUCGACCAGCGCCUCGACCCUUCAAACGUCAUGUCACAAUGGGAAAAUGGUGGUAGCAGAGUCUCCUUGGCAGACGACGUCGACUACACAAGAAAGGUCCUGCGCGUCAUCAACGAAUAA
Eremothecium cymbalariae DBVPG#7215 is the source of this 1692-nucleotide messenger RNA. It is a transcript of the gene WSC4, whose product is annotated as Wsc4p. The transcript has a single exon. The record is from RefSeq and is a predicted model, not a curated record. Lineage: Eukaryota; Fungi; Ascomycota; Saccharomycetes; Saccharomycetales; Saccharomycetaceae. Bases 1 to 1692 code for a protein of 563 amino acids.